Molecule: messenger RNA, 1086 nt
Organism: Periconia digitata
Lineage: Eukaryota; Fungi; Ascomycota; Dothideomycetes; Pleosporales; Periconiaceae
Source: the annotation of a GenBank genome assembly
AUGAUGCGCGGUCUCUACACAGGCGCCAUUCUCGGCGCUCAACUCGUUUCCGGACGCCUCAUCGUUGAUACUGACAUGACCGUAACAAAGUUUGCCCACCGUAUGGAGCCAGUUCGGACCCCCGUCUUUAUAGCUCCCGAGAUGAAGGUCAACGUAUCUUCUUCGGAAACAACCGCUGAAGCAACUAGUCAUGUGAAUAUGGUAUUCACUACUAUCACAGACUAUACCACUGUGGUGCCAACGUCAAAACCGAGUGUUAAUGCCACUUCUGAAGAGAGCGAUGUGACUUCCUUCGUCCGAGUGACCGUCACAAUGAAGCCUUCCGUAGGCAACUCAUCCGUCCUUGCUACUUCGAACAAGACUGCAGUUGCGACUUCAGCUCCGUUUACCCUACCAUUCAUUCCCGGAACAGUCACUCAACUAGGACCGACUCCCCAGCCCACCAUCUCGGAACCCGUGGAAGUCUCGGCUCUCGCCAAAGACGGUCACGAGAACGAGGAAGUGACGGAAUCUGGAAAACAAUUCGAGGCUCCUGCUAGUACAAAAGAUGUGAACCCUACUGCCAAGACAGAACUUCAAGAGCACGAAGAUAAUAGACACGGUUCCCGACCCUGUUCUUCAUCUCAAGACGCUGUUAUCAUUACCUCGACGGAGUUCUCAACAACCACCAUCUUCGAGUCCACGGUGUCGCUCACGAGUACUCCUUCCAGAGCUACACGAUCCGCGCUGCCCUCGCUCUCAUCAUCACCGUCCUCUGAGCCGACAUCCACCACUUCUCCACAGAGAUCUGCACCUAUGACCACGCAAUCCGCGCUGCUCUCGCCAUCAACGCCGUCAACGCCAUCCUCAAAUCAUGCCAAUCUUGUAAACACGGUAAUUUCGGCCGAUCCACGUUGCCCGUACCCCUACCCAGGGGUCUACUGCGGCCCGGACAAGACAACGAUGAUGACGGAGACAACCAAGGUUGAACCGACAUACACAACGAUAGCCGAGAGAAAGAAGCCCGAGAAGACAGAGUCUGCAUGCCCUUUUCUCUACCCCGGUCAGAAAGGCUGCUGGGUGAAUGGAGAGUUUAUUAUGAAUUGA